AUGUCUGCUAAAGGGGCCAAAGUCGAGCUUCCUGGCUUUGGCCAGCCGCUCACGGCGCGUAAGAACCGGGAUGACAAGUAUCCCAUUGCCAUUCUUGGAGACGGAAGCUCGUAUGAAUCCACUACUAAAGAUGGCAGAGAAGGCUAUGGUGGGCUAAAGAAACGUAGAGCAGCAGUCCUUACGCAACGCGAGUACACUCUCAUGGAGAUGAUGAAUCGCAUCACCGACAAACCUGACUGGCAGCGCAAAGUUUUCGAUGAAGCAAUAGUGGAGAAGUGGAAGGAAGAGUUCCUCGAAAACAGCGACUCUGAAAAUGAAUCGGCAAACGGCAGAAUGGAAAUUGUAGAUCCCCUGGAGAUGAACGCCAAAUCUGAGGUCAAUAGCGACGCGAUGCUGCAAGACGAAUCGAUGACCGAGGAUGAUAAGGCCUCUGAAGCUGGCACUGAAACGGAAUCUCUAGCUUCUCAAUAUGCUAAUGGACCUCCUGAAAUGACAGAGAAGAUGGUCCAAUGGGCUAUCGCAGAAUGUCGCUACAAGGCUGAAGUCUUUGAACAGACUAAUUGCAUUGAAGCCCUUGACGGGGUCUGGAAGUCUGACACCAUCGUGGGGAAGAAGCUGAAGAAGAAACUUCAGGGCGCAGUGGAGGUAUUGGAGAAUGUCCCGGAAAAAGACAAAGACUGGCAUCCGGGUUCCAAUAAUCAGGUUCUGGACCUAGUGCACCCAUCCGUCUAUCCUAUGGUCUACGGCCAAAGCAAGAUUCUAGCGGCGAAUAAAUGCGGCGUCAAUGACUGUCUGAAAUGGACUGGCAAAGGAGAAACUGUGCCUCUCAUUGAAGAAUCCGAGGAAGUGCCUAAAGAGUGGUCCAGGAAGUAUCAGUGGCUUCCUGCCGAGGUCGAGCUAAGUAACCAUUCUCAAGACGUCAGAGCUGCAAGUUAUAUCAAUAACCUGCACCCUGUCGACAAUGCCGAUCUCUACGCCAUUAUUCCCGCCAUCAUCGCCAAAGCUAUCCCACUCUGGAACCGCGUUCUUAGCCGCAUCAGCUGGUCCCAUCAAAUCCCGGAGCGCGUCUCGGACUGGAGUAAUAGCGACAUGGGCUACGAGAAAGACUGGGAGGAAAAUAUGCCCGAGGAGCCAGAGGAAGACGAAGACGAUGCCGACUUCGAAGACCGGCGCGAAGCCUACAUGGAGAAUCGUGAAGUCAUACCGCCCGAGCCGAAAGAAUUCAAACCUCCUGCUGAAAGAAUGAAAGAGCACUACGGGCACGCAGUCGAUGUGUAUGACCUAAAACCGCACGUUGAUCUCCGUAGAGGUAUUCUCUCAUGGCAAGAUGCCAGGAAGGCGGAUUCCGGGACCCACAAAGAAGCGAACAACUUACAAAUCAUCGUCAAACUCGCCAACAUCCACCUUACACCAGAGAAACCAGAGUACGAAGGCGGAACAUGGCACGUAGAAGGCAUGGCGAACGAAUCCAUCCUUAUACUACUACUCCUCCUCCAACCUAACCGAAUCGCGCCUCUCAUUCCGCCAAUCCGUCGACGACGGCAUCGACCUCCCUACCCGCAAUCCGACCACCGCGCCGUCCUCUCCAUCUACGGUAUCGAAAACGAAGGUCCCACGAUUCAACAUCUCGGCUCCGUCUGCACGCCCGAAGGCCGCCUCCUCGCCUUCCCCAACGUCAUGCAACACCGCGUGCUCCCCUUCAAGCUCGCUGACCCGACGAAACCCGGGCAUAGGAAGAUCCUUGCACUUUUCCUGGUGGAUCCGCAUAUGCGGAUUAUCGGGACGGGGGAGGUACCGCCGCAGCAGAAGGAGUGGUGGGGACGGGAUGUGGUGGAUGAGAGUGGGGUUUUGGGGGGCUUGCCGAGGGAGAUUCAGGAGGCGGUUAAGGGGUUGGAGUAUGAGUUCCCGGUUAGCUUGGAGAAGGCGAGGGAGCAGAGGGAGGAGUUGAUGGCGGAACGGAGGGUUUUUGUAGAGGAGAAUACGGAAGAUUUUGAGAGUCGGAAUACUUUUUCUCUGUGCGAGCAUUAG
Messenger RNA from Bacidia gigantensis, 2028 nucleotides. RefSeq lists its product as uncharacterized. The record is from RefSeq and is a predicted model, not a curated record. The coding region runs from base 1 to 2028 and encodes 675 amino acids. The transcript is spliced from 5 exons. Lineage: Eukaryota; Fungi; Ascomycota; Lecanoromycetes; Lecanorales; Ramalinaceae.